AUGUCGUCGACUUCGAGUAACUCUUCAGAGCACAGUCGAGACGGUCAUAAUCCGCCCAAUGUUGGCACUGUUCCAACAGCUCCAAACACCAUUCUGGUUCGCCCUUUCCAUGCAGAUGGAGAGAAGACUGAAACGGCAGCUAUUAACGACAAACCUCGUGGCAUCCUAAAGCAUACAUCUUCACGUAUUGACGUAAAUGUGACCGAGCCCGAAUCGGGCCGUUCAAGGCGCCAAGAACCAAAUCUAUCCCAUAAAACGUCGUUUGUGAAUGUCGUCAAAACUGCUAUGCUCGUCCGCAAGUGGAUGAUGUCGGAGCAAGAUAAUGACGAUGAUCAGACUUCGAAUUUGAACGAAUCAAUGGUAUUCGAACCGGCCGCGCGCUCUGACCACAUGCCUAUUCUCACCACAUCCGAGGAGAUUUUCGAAGACGAAACCACAUGCUGGCAGAUAUUCAGAAUUAAAGCUGCGGAAUGGAGCAGGCGCAUACUGUACUUCUAUGUGUCACCAACAGGUCAUUUUUGUUACUAUUGGGCCUGCUUGGUUUCUCUCGGCUUACUCUACAAUAUGUUGGCUAUGGUGAUAUUCAUAUUUGAUGAUGUUUACCUAUUCUUCUUCAAGCAAUGGCUUUACAUGAAUAUUUUCUUUGAUUGUGUAUUCUUUCUCGAUAUCCUUGUGCAAUCACGGACAACCUACACAUGGGAUGGAAGCGAAGUAAAGAAUGUAAAGAUGACUUUGAGAAACUACUAUAGGAGUUUCCGAAUAUACUUGGAUAUCCUGGCUUUGCUACCAGCAGACUUUUUCUUGUUUUUCAAUAGCACCCUAUCCAUGGUUCGAGCCAUUCGCUUGUUCAAAGCUUACCGUCUCAACGACUUUAUCGACAAUAAUCAAAAACGCACAUCGUUUCCGCAUGCUUCGAAAAUUGCACUACUUAUGACUGCUUGUUACAUUCUUUUCCACUGGAACGCAUGCGUCUACUUCAUGUUCAGUUUGGCUGAGGGGCUGUCAGAAGACGAUACGAAUGCUUUUGGAUUUUCCUACUAUAAGGUGUUUGAUCCGCGAGUUCCUACAUGUUCGGUUUUCAAUGACCAAAAUUGUCAAUACAAAGAAAAUUACUCGUUACUGGAUAUAGACGAUUAUCGACCCUCAUAUAUGCAGGACAUGUAUUCGUUUUGGGAGGGGAAAUUUAUCAAAUGGGACAUGGGAAAUUUUUCACGUGAAUACAGUAUGAGCAUAUAUUGGUCGGCUCUUACUAUUACUACAUGCGGGCAGCAGCCGUAUCCAUCAUCAUCACCUCAAAAUAUGCUUGAAGUUGUUGAUACACUAAUCGGAGUGCUGGUUUUCGCUACAAUUAUUGGUUCUGUUGGUAGCGUUGUUACACAAAUGAAUGAAGAUGUUUAUGAUUUUCGUCAAAAAAUGGAUGGUAUCAGAUUCUAUAUGAAGUACCGAAUGGUGAACCCAGCUAUACAAGAACGUGUGAUCUCUUGUGUUACAUACAUGCAUUCCCAACAUCAACUCAACGAUGAGCAGGAAUUGUUAUGCGUCCUUCCGCCAAGAUUACAAGGUCAGAUUGCCGUAAACCUUCAUAUGGAGACCUUGAAAAAAGUGGAACUGUUUAAGCAGUGCAGCGCUGGUUUUCUGUACGAAGUCGUUCUACGAAUCAAGCAACAAAUUUAUAACCCGAAUGACUACCUCUUCAGAGCUGGGGAGCGAGCAAGGGAGAUGUUUAUCGUGAAGCGUGGAACCUUACAAGUUAUUGAUGCCGACACUCUAGCUCCGACUUUGACCCUCACUGAUGGAGCUACAUUCGGCGAGAUGUCAGUCAUUCUCAUAGCAGGAAACCAGCUAGGUGAUCGCAGAGGUGUCUCGCUGCGAUCCGUUGGCUAUUCGGAUGUCUACAUACUAAAUCAGGACGAUGUCUCUACAAUUUUGCAAGAAUACCCGAUUGAUAGACAAAUUCUGGUUACCAAUGCUCGUGAAAUGCUUCGAUCACGGGAUCUACUCACUGAUGAAAUGAUGGAAAAUGCCGAUCAUUCUGCGGGCAUGUUAUCCUUAGACGAGCAGUUGGGUACGAUGAAAAAACAGAUUGGCGAUCUUGAGAGCCAGCUGAAUAAUAUGUAUAGUUCUUUCAAUCAUCUUUCUACGGAUAUGAAGAAGCGAGUGACGGCCGUGGAGCAGAUUUUUUCUCGAAAUCGAAAGCAAAUCAAAUUCGAUUGCCUGCGCGGGAAACUGAACCUAUAA
Messenger RNA from Cylicocyclus nassatus, 2238 nucleotides. NCBI's taxonomy places the organism in Eukaryota, Metazoa, Nematoda, Chromadorea, Rhabditida, Strongylidae. The record is from the annotation of a GenBank genome assembly.